Molecule: messenger RNA, 2224 nt
Organism: Drosophila ficusphila
Lineage: Eukaryota; Metazoa; Arthropoda; Insecta; Diptera; Drosophilidae
Product: zinc finger protein Xfin
Exons: 4
Coding region: 65-1405 (446 amino acids)
Biological process (GO): regulation of transcription by RNA polymerase II
Cellular component (GO): nucleus
Molecular function (GO): DNA-binding transcription factor activity, RNA polymerase II-specific; RNA polymerase II transcription regulatory region sequence-specific DNA binding
Source: RefSeq, a predicted model, not a curated record
AUUUUCACCACUAGCGCAAAAUAAACUGUUGCUGUUUUUACAAACGUCCUUAAAUCAAUGCAAAAUGGAUAAAACACCACGUAUAGUUUAUGUGUGCAGUCUGUGCCUGCGUCAAUAUGAUCUCCAGGAGGAUCUUCGAGGACACAUGGUGUAUUUUCAUGGCUACGAACCCAUUUCAACGCCUGCCGGCAAGUCAAAAAAAGCUAAGACUUCAACAAAACAACAAACUAUAACCGGCAGGCUUCACCAGGAUAAGCAAACUAGUGAAAAGCAACUGGAUGACCCAAAAUCAACGCCAAAUGAACUGCAGCCCAUGCCGUUUAAGGAUUUUCGAUUGGUUUUGAGAGCCAAUAUGCUAGAACCGUGCUCCUUUGGCAAGGACUGUCCUUUCAAAUUCCAGGAUAAUGCAAAAGUAGAACUUCACUCCAGUUGCCACAAGGGCACCAGCUUCUCCUGCUGUGAAUGCGGACUGGAACUGCCCAACUGGCGCCGUUGCUCGGCUCAUUUGUGGAAAACCCACCAAGUAGAUGUGGAUCUGCUGGAGUGUCCUGUCUUCGAUUGCAAUUACAAAUCGCCCGUAUCAGCUCUUGUAUGGCGUCACAUGAGGGUACACAAAAGGUGGAGAGCUAGAGUGCUCCGUUCGUUGGCCGCUGUUCAGCGAAGAAAGAAAUUGAAGGACCAGUCCGCAGAUCUGGUCACCCAACCGGUUGCUCCUACACCUGCAACCAAGAAGAACAAAUACUAUGCGGAAAAGACCUGCGAGACUUGCAAUCGCAAGUUUGUUAAUGGCAAAACUUUGUCUAAGCACGUGAAAACAGUGCACAACAAAAUCAAGCCGUUUAUUUGCAAUGUGUGUGGUAAAAAGACGGCGCGCAAAGCAAGUUUGAUUAUCCAUAUGCGUCAGCACACAGGCGAGAAACCCCUGAAAUGCGGGGAGUGCAAGUUUUCCACUCGAGAUCCCAGUGUUUUGCACAAGCAUCGCCAGCGUCACGACAAUCAGGACUCCAGAAGUAGCCUCAAGUGCAGCCAAUGCGAGUACCAGUGCAUCCAGGCAAAUGCCCUAAAGCGACACAUGCGACUUAAUCAUGCCGAGGCUUAUCGAGACUUGUGCUGUGAUCUCUGCAGCUUCACCUCUAUUAAUACAGAGCGUUUAAAAGCCCACAAGCAGGAUCAUCGGCAGGGCUUAAUCACCAAUUGUGAGGAUUCAAUGGACGCCUCACGUGCCGCUGGAUUUAAGUAUCCUCGAAAAGUGGGCGACAAGAAUGGCGAGAUAUCAGCAGACUGUUUUAUGCCAUUGGAGAGCGUAGAUUCGUUGCCCCAUGAGCCAGCUGUAGAUACGGGUGGGGUAACCAUACCAGCCCCACCUUCAGAGGACACACAAUUCCCCACUUAUUUGAAGGAUUAAUUUUAAAAAAGUAUAAAGUUUAUAAUAAUGGGUAAGCGAGGAUUUUUAGUAUUCUUUGACUCCCAUUUUUAUUAUAUUCAUUUUUAUUUAUUUAUACGUGUGUAUAUUUAUUUAUUUAUGUACCUACAUAUUUAUUAAUUUACAACUUAAUUUGUUAAAAUGUGGGAUGUCCAAUGCGCUGUAAAGAGUUUUGUAUAAAAUAAUGUUCUCAUGCAGUUUGUUUUGGGGAUUUAAAUGCUUGUUUAUUAAGUUGUUCAGUUUUUCAAUUUAAUUUUAAUAUCAUUUUAGAAUCUGAUAUGAUUUUUUUUCAACACUCGAAUUAUUUAGUCAUGCUGGUUUACCGUGUUCCAUUUUAAUUAUCAGUUAGGUUUAAUUUAAACUAAUUUAAAAUUUAAAAAUCUACUCUGCUGGCGAUAAUCAUCCGGUUUCAGUUCGGUUUCAAGAUCAGCGCUUUUUAAUCUAGGUUACGACAGAAGUUUAUUCAAUUGUUUUCAUUUGGGCAGUUUCGCUAAUAACUUGUUAGGUUGUUAAUAUUUAAUUUGAUUUAAUUAGCUUAGUAGUUGAGCUUUACGUUUGAUUUAAUAUAAUUAUUCACGCUUGAAUGCAAUCAGCUGGAGGAAAUCUAUGCACCUCCUGUCCUCUUGUUUGCUUUAAGUAAUCGAAAUAAGUUACCACCGAGUUACAAAAGAAUAGAUUUAAACGUUUAUUGUCUGAGUUUGAUUCGAAUAUCAAAACAUGUUCGCUAUUUGAGAGUGCAAAUGAGGAAUACAGCAUAAUGGCAAAUAAAACGCUCAAUGUAAAAUUGUUAAUAUUAUACAG